This is a messenger RNA of Megachile rotundata (alfalfa leafcutting bee), 2670 nucleotides long. Its product is annotated as peptide transporter family 1. Gene Ontology annotation, biological process: oligopeptide transport; transmembrane transport. The record is from RefSeq and is a predicted model, not a curated record. Gene Ontology annotation, cellular component: membrane. Gene Ontology annotation, molecular function: transmembrane transporter activity. Lineage: Eukaryota; Metazoa; Arthropoda; Insecta; Hymenoptera; Megachilidae.
AAGCUUACCAUGCUCGGCACUGUACAUUAUACGUAACAAUUCUCAGUGCCACCGUCGCGGUCUUUAUCGUAAUGCUUACACGUUGUAAGAACACAACGCAAAACUUAACAGUGCGAUUCUGUCUGUCAAUCGAGAUCGACGUUUCGCUCUCACAACUCAUAAGGCGAGAUAUCAAUUUAGUUACCUUGUUCGAUAGGUGAUGUAAAUGUGAUGGAAUCUAAUUGUAUUGUUUUUUUUACCUAAAACCGUGUUCCCAUUAUGUAUUACACUUCACAAUCUUUUCAACUAUCAUGUAUAUCAACAACGUAAAACAUACUGUUAACAAAUAUAUAUUGUUAGUGUUUAAUUCCAUUUUACUGUGAUCGCGGAUUGUGUAAAAUUAAAAAACGCAAUGGCCGAGGAAGGUGCAAAUGUGUCGGAGAAACUCGAGUAUCCAAAGGCGGUAGCCUUCAUCGUUAGCAAUGAAUUCUGCGAGAGAUUCUCUUUCUAUGGAAUUCGAACCGCCUUAACUAUAUACCUCCGAAACUACCUGAAUUAUGAAGAUUCUAUAACGACCACGAUAUUCCACGUUUUCGUCAUGUUGGCCUACUUCUUCCCCGUGUUUGGAGCGAUAUUGGCAGAUUCGUGGUUAGGGAAAUUUAACACGAUCUUCUACUUGAGCAUAGUUUAUGCUAUAGGACAAAUUCUUUUAACUCUAAGCGCUGCACCCAUUAUAGGGCUACCGCCACGAGAAUUUUCAUUGAUUGGUCUAUUCCUUAUAACCAUUGGAACAGGCGGUAUAAAAACUUGCGUGGCUGCAUUUGGUGGUGACCAAUUCGUCUUGCCACAACAAGAACGAUACCUGUCCACAUUCUUCUCCAUCUUUUACUUUUCUAUAAAUGCUGGUUCCUUGAUUUCAAGCUUCCUAACGCCAUUGCUUCGUAGCGAAGUCUCCUGUUUCGGAGGCGACUGUUAUUCCUUGGCGUUUCUUGUUCCAGCGGUUCUCAUGAUUAUAUCGAUUCUGAUAUUUGUUUUCGGCAAACCUAUGUACAGAAUAUUACAACCAAAGGGCAACGUGGUGGUAGACGUUUCCAAAUGUGUUGCCCAUGCCAUUAGUAGAAAGAUAAAUCCAAGGGGAGCGAAAAGAGAGCAUUGGCUCGAUUACGCGGAUGACGAGUACGACAAAAGGUUGAUAAGGGAUAUCAAGGGAGCAAUUCAAGUUAUGAAAUUGUUCCUACCGAUACCAAUAUUUUGGGCACUGUUUGAUCAGCAAGGUACUCGAUGGACUAUUCAAGCUACCAGGAUGACCGGACAAAUCGGAAGUUUCACGAUCCAACCGGAUCAAAUGCAAGUGGUUAAUCCAUUGCUGGUGCUCGCUUUCAUUCCUCUAUUCGAAGCCUUUAUUUACCCGGUUCUGAAUAAAAUUGGUAUUCACACUCCGCUCAGAAAGCUCACUGUCGGUGGUGUGUUGGCUGCGUUGUCGUUCGUUGCAUCGGCUCUCGUUGAGUUUGAACUUGAGAAAACAGAUCCAAUUCUGCCCUCGAAUGGCUUAGCUCAGCUACGAAUUUUCAAUACGUUAAAUUGUCCUGUGGACUUACAAUUAAAUUCUACAGACAAUUUCAUUAUUAAAAAUUUGGAUAUGUAUGAAAACAGAGAAAUCGCAGCAAAUGGUGUUAUGGAAUUAAGUUACAAAACAAAUUUUGCAAACUGUUUCGAUAUCCCCAAUACAGAAGGAACAAUCACGGUAAAGGAAGCAGUGGCAAAUUCUUGGGUAAUUACACCCAAUGGUUUAACUGUGAACUAUGAUGACAACGUUGAAAAAUCAAAGAGCGGUAGAUCGUUAGUACGCGGUCUGAUCUACAAAAGCAAUUCUGUCGUUACGCUGGAAUCUGUGAAGAAGACAUACACGUUAAACAUAUCUGAUGCUUUGUCUCCUGUGCCGCUACCUGUAGAGGUUGAUCCAGAAACCUAUGAUAUUCGUAUAGAUUCUAAAGUUGUUUCCAAAGUAGAGUUUAAAAUUGGUGGAGUCUACACAUUGGUCGGAUCUGUUAUGGGAGGUAGUGCAGCUGCUAAUGUUGUAACCGUGACAACACCGAAUUCGAUGCACAUGUUAUGGAUGAUACCUCAAUAUGUAAUCAUCACAAUGGGCGAAAUUAUGUUCUCGGUGACAGGAUUAGAAUUUGCCUUCACUCAAGCGCCUAUCAGUAUGAAAGCUUUGUUGCAAGCUACCUGGUUACUUACAACCGCGUUCGGGAAUCUAAUUGUAGUUAUUAUAGUUCUUGCUGGAAGUUCAUCAGUCUUUAGUCGAAUGUUUUACGAAUUCCUUUUAUUCGCUGGACUCAUGUUCGUCUCUAUGAUCAUCUUCGCCAUAAUGGCAACAUUCUAUAAAUACGUUGAUCCGCCCGAAGAAGAACCUGUCACCGAAGAGAUAGACUUGAAGUGUGGAAACAUUAAUAUGUCUUAUAAAGACGACGAAAAGUGAUCUGGUUAUUGUAAAAAUAAGAUUACAAUUCACAAAUAACUUUGGCGUUUUGUAAUACCUGAAAUUCGACUUCGCUUUUGUGUCGCUCACAUUUUCAUUUUAUUUAUAAAAAAUAUCGGGUAGAGUUCGAUAGUUAAAACGAAUACAAAAGUUACUCGCAUUCAUGCAAAUAAUGUAAAUUUUAACUUGUAUAAGCAAAAAAAAAUAUA